This is a messenger RNA of Bradysia coprophila, 1681 nucleotides long. RefSeq names its product Kynurenine aminotransferase (gene Kyat). Gene Ontology annotation, cellular component: cytoplasm; mitochondrion. Gene Ontology annotation, biological process: biosynthetic process. NCBI's taxonomy places the organism in Eukaryota, Metazoa, Arthropoda, Insecta, Diptera, Sciaridae. Gene Ontology annotation, molecular function: L-kynurenine:2-oxoglutarate transaminase activity; pyridoxal phosphate binding. The record is from RefSeq and is a predicted model, not a curated record.
CGACUCUGCGCACUACACACAAUCGAUAAUCCGAAACACCACCGACAGCAUAUCAUAUCAUAUACACAAUCGUAUACGAAUACAUCGCCAUACAUAAGAAAAUGAUUGCGAGUGGAAAGGCAAUGUUAAUUUCUCAUCUGUCAUUGAGCAUACGAUCUCGGUCAAUUUGCAACGUAUUCGAUAAAAUUGUGCGUCCAUACCAGUCAAUUACAUCAAAUCGUAACAUGUCUCAAAGUGCUGACAGUGUAAACAAAAAAUUCGACUUGCCGGCUCGAUUGCAAGGCAGUACGAAAAGUGUUUGGAAUGAAUACAUUCAAUUGGCGCAGCAGUACAAACCACUGAAUCUUGGUCAAGGAUUCACCGACUAUCCAGUGCCUAGUUACAUAACGAAAGCAAUGGCCACGACUGCGAACAGUGACAACCCCUUACUGCAUCAAUACACUCGAGGGUUCGGCCACUUGAGAUUAGUGCAAGCCAUCAGUAAACUGUACACUAAACUCGUACAACGACCUGUCGAUGCACAAAAUGAAGUUUUGAUUACAUGUGGAGCGUACGAGGCACUGUACUCAGCGAUUCUUGGUCAUGUCGAUGUUGGGGACGAGGUUAUCAUCAUCGAACCAUUUUUCGAUUGCUAUGAACCGAUGGUUAAAAUGGCAGGCGGAAUUCCUCGUUUCAUUCCAUUGAAACCAAAACACAGUAAUGUCACGUCGUCCGCAGACUGGGUGUUGGAUGACGAUGAACUGGAGAAAAUAUUCAACAACAAAACAAAGAUGUUCAUCCUGAACAAUCCAAACAAUCCGUUGGGUAAAGUAUUCACCGCUGCGGAGUUGAGAAAAAUCGCUGACUUGUGUAUCAAAUACAACGUAUUGUGUCUGUCCGAUGAAGUGUACGAGUGGAUGAUAUAUGACAACAAUAAAUUUAUUCGAAUUUGUACGUUGGAUGGUAUGUGGGAUCGAACAAUAACCAUCGGUUCUGCUGGCAAAACAUUUUCGGUGACCGGUUGGAAAAUUGGUUGGGCCUAUGCUGCAGCCAGUUUGAUCGUUAACAUGCAGAUGGUGCAUCAAAAUUCCGUAUUCACAUCAAAUACACCAACGCAGGAAGCAUUAGCGAUUGCAUUCGAAACCGAACUGCCAAGAUUGGGCACAAAGGAAUGCUACUUCGAUUCAUUGCCGGAAGAGCUUCGACUGAAGAGAGAUUUUAUGGCCGAAUUUUUAACGAAAGCUGGAAUGACGGUGACGUUGCCGGAGGGUGGCUAUUUUAUGAUUGCCGAUUGGACACAAUUGGAGAACAAAUGUGAUUUGACCAGUGAGACGGAUGUGCGACGAGAUUAUCGUUUCACGAAAUGGAUGAUAAAGAAUUUAGGACUUCAAGGUAUUCCACCGAGCGCAUUUUACAGUGAGGACCACAAGCAUUUAGGUGAGAACUAUGUUCGUUAUUGCUUCUUUAAGAAAGAUGAAAAUCUACAAAAAGCUUCCGAUAUUUUGUCGAAUUGGAAAUGACCAGUUUAGUUGCUUAGAAAAUCGUCCAAUUCAAUUGGACAAAACAAAAAAUAUUUCGAAUCAACGCAUCCUUCUACUAAACAGCUAGCUAUACUAUGUAUUCAACGGUCGAUUUGUAAAUAUCGAAAAUAUUUGUAAUUUGGAUGGGACUUAGAAUAAAGGAGAUUGCCAAAAGAUUACAA